Molecule: messenger RNA, 3347 nt
Organism: Thlaspi arvense
Lineage: Eukaryota; Viridiplantae; Streptophyta; Magnoliopsida; Brassicales; Brassicaceae
Source: the annotation of a GenBank genome assembly
CUUUUCUAUCCGCAGAAAACUGUGUCCUCGAGAAUCCGCCGGAGCAAAACAUUUUAAUUUAAUUUUUUUGAUUUCUCUUUAAGAAAAAAAAAAGAAUUGUCUCGAGAAAAGAAAGAAAGGUGUACUUAGGGAGGGAGGGAGAAGACAGAGUCCGCCGUGAACCGCCACCGUCGUCCACCGUGAAGUCUUUACUCCUCCGAUCUGAAGUUUCUUCGAACUUCACUUCAACAGUGCCGUGCCGUGGUCUUCCUUCUCUUCGAUUCGAUUUUUCUAGGUUUCGUUUUUGGUUUUUUAUUUUUUUAUUUUGCUGUUGCUGGGGCGAUUUGAACGCGCAAAGUGGUAUCCAUGGGCACGAAACCGUGGCUACAUCCAGCUCCUCAGUACAAAACCCUAGAAACCUUUUGGGACGAUGAAGAGGACGCUCCUGGUCCUAGAUGCGCUCAUACACUCACGGCGGUUGCAGCUACCAAGACUCACGGCCCUCGACUCAUACUCUUCGGCGGCGCCACCGCUAUUGAGGGCGGAAGUUCUUCCUUGCCUGGGAUCAGGUUAGCGGGUGUGACCAAUUCAGUGCAUUCUUAUGAUGUUCUGACAAGGAAGUGGACAAGGCUUAAACCGGCUGGUGAGCCUCCGUCUCCUAGGGCUGCUCACGCCGCAGCUGCGGUUGGAACCAUGGUCGUUUUUCAGGGUGGCAUUGGACCGGCCGGGCACUCUACUGAUGAUCUUUACGUACUCGACAUGACUAAUGAUAAGUUUAAGUGGCAUAGAGUGGUGGUUCAAGGGGAGGGUCCAGGUCCUCGCUAUGGUCAUGUUAUGGACUUAGUCUCACAGAGGUAUCUUGUUACAGUCACCGGCAAUGAUGAACCCAAUUAUCCUUCUGUGUAUGGAACAGGGAAACGAGCUCUCUCUGACGCUUGGGCAUUGGAUACAGCUCAGAAGCCAUAUGUAUGGCAGAGAUUAAACCCUGAUGGUGACCGGCCAAGUGCUAGAAUGUAUGCUACGGGCAGUGCUCGUUCUGACGGUAUGUUUUUACUCUGCGGUGGAAGAGACACAUUGGGGGCGCCACUGGGAGAUGCUUAUGGUUUACUAAUGCAUAGAAAUGGUCAGUGGGAAUGGACUCUGGCUCCAGGCGUAGCUCCUUCUCCAAGAUAUCAACAUGCAGCGGUUUUUGUAGGUGCAAGAUUGCACGUCAGCGGAGGUGUUCUGAGAGGAGGCCGAGUAAUAGAUGCUGAAGUAACUGUUGCAGUGCUUGAUACUGCUGCGGGUGUAUGGUUGGAUAGAAAUGGUCAGGUGACUUCUGCGCGUGGUAGUAAAGGACAGAUCGAUCAAGAUCCUUCUGUAGAACUGAUGCGACGCUGUCGCCAUGGUGCUGCAUCAGUUGGCAUCCGGAUCUAUGUACAUGGUGGUCUUAGAGGAGAUGUGUUGCUUGACGAUUUUCUAGUCGCUGAAAAUUCAACUUUCCAGUCAGACAUCAGUUCUCCAUUGUCAGCAUCAGAUAGAACCCAACAAAGCUCGACUCCCAGGUUUUCUUAUGCUGCACGACCUCCUUCAGGCUCUGAGCCAGCACUCUCCAUGUCCGAAGGACUGAGCUUGGAUGAAGAUUCCUUGGAGAAAUUGACCGAGGCUUCUGCAGCGGAAGCAGAGGCAGCUAGUUCUGUGUGGAGAGCUGCACAAUUAGGAUCUGCUUCUAUAGAUGAAGAACCCUCUACAUCUGAUGGCAGCUCGUCAACAGUAGAACCCACUACUUAUGGUCCUGAAACUGAAGGAGAUGUCCGGCUUCAUCCUAGAGCUGUUGUGGUAGCAAAGGAGACGGUCGGAAGCCUGGGAGGCAUGGUAAGACAGCUAAGCUUGGAUCAGUUUCAGAAUGAGAGCCGACGGAUGGUUCCCAUGAACAACAGCGAUGUGCCACAACCGACCAAGAAGUACACGAGACAGAAGUCUCCUCAAGGCCUGCAUAAAAAGGUCAUUUCUGCUUUGUUGAGACCUAGAAACUGGAAACCUCCUGGCAAUAGGAAGUUUUUCUUGGAUUCUUACGAAGUUGGGGAACUCUGUUAUGCUGCGGAACAAAUAUUUAUGCAUGAGCAAACGGUUCUUCAGCUAAAAGCUCCUAUUAAAAUCUUUGGCGAUCUCCAUGGGCAAUUCGGCGAUUUGAUGCGGUUGUUUGAUGAAUAUGGAUUUCCCUCAACAGCUGGAGAUAUCACAUUAUGUCGACCGGGGGCAACACAGCCUGGAGACCAUAACUUUGCUGCUUGCAUUGAAGGCAAGACGAUUGAAUAUCCGGAGAAUGUUCACUUGAUUCGUGGAAAUCACGAGGCUGCUGAUAUUAACGCUCUAUUUGGUUUCCGUCUUGAGUGCAUAGAAAGAAUGGGUGAGAAUGAUGGGAUCUGGGCAUGGACAAGAUUCAAUCAACUUUUCAACUAUCUUCCUCUCGCUGCACUCAUCGAGAAUAAGAUUAUAUGUAUGCAUGGAGGAAUUGGGAGGUCAAUCAGUUCAGUGGAACAGAUCGAAAAAAUCGAGAGGCCCAUAACAAUGGAUGCUGGAUCCCUUGUUCUUAUGGAUUUAUUAUGGUCUGAUCCUACAGAGAACGAUAGCAUAGAGGGUCUGAGACCAAACGCCAGAGGACCAGGUCUUGUCACGUUUGGGCCUGAUAGAGUGACAGAGUUCUGUAAGAAGAAUAAAUUACAGUUAAUUAUUAGGGCCCAUGAAUGUGUGAUGGAUGGAUUCGAGAGAUUUGCACAAGGACAGUUGAUUACGCUUUUCUCAGCCACAAAUUACUGCGGAACUGCGAACAAUGCGGGAGCUAUAUUGGUGGUUGGCAGAGGAUUGGUGAUUGUUCCAAAGUUGAUUCAUCCUCUUCCACCUCCCAUCUUGUCUCCAGAGAAUUCUCCAGAACAUUCUGGUGACGACGCUUGGAUGCAGGAGCUGAAUAUACAGAGACCGCCAACUCCAACGCGAGGGAGACCACAACCGGAUUUUGACAGAAGCUCGCUUGCAUACAUCUGAAUCUAAUUGCAUCCGCGUUUUUCCCCCCGAGUUCAUGAAAUCAAAGUAGAAGCUAAAGACAUUGGACUUUGGUACAAUUCUAUACAAGUACAGCAAGAUUUUAAUGGUUCAUAAUUUGCAGUGUUCAUAUACUCUGCCGCACAUGUGUAAUAUUAUAACCUACUGUACCAGAUAAUGAGAAUGGUAUAGUGCUUUUUUUCUUAGCGAGAUGAGAUAUUUUUUCUUCUCUUUGCGGGUCUUGUGUGGAUGGUCUAUUAUGUUUAUGCUUAUGCAUGUGAAAACAUAUAAAUGACGUGAAAAAAACAUAACAUAUCAAAUAACAAAGAAAGUUGCUACAUGAAAAA